Molecule: messenger RNA, 3053 nt
Organism: Cajanus cajan (pigeon pea)
Lineage: Eukaryota; Viridiplantae; Streptophyta; Magnoliopsida; Fabales; Fabaceae
Product: exocyst complex component EXO70E2-like
Biological process (GO): exocytosis
Cellular component (GO): exocyst
Molecular function (GO): phosphatidylinositol-4,5-bisphosphate binding
Source: RefSeq, a predicted model, not a curated record
CAACACAGACAUAUUGACCAGUGCACAUUUUCUCGUUAAUUUCUUCGAUUCCUAGUUUCGUUAAUACUAUUACUAGUGACAUGCCUUGUCCGUCAAAAGUCAAAAGCCUUGUUGGAAUAAACUUGCAGACCAAAUCUCCUCCACAAUUUUCUUUUCUUUUUCUCUACCCAACAAACUUCAUUUCAUCUUUCUCUUCACAAUUUUCAAAUUCUUAUCAUCCAAUUUUCUCUUUCUUCACAAAAUUAGCCCCCACUCUCUCAAUUUCUUACAUCUUUGUCUCAGCUUUCAUUUGGUUGGUCCUUUCUUAUGGCUUGUACUUUGCAGUGAUUUUUAUCUGAAUUAUGUGCUAAAUCUAUGAACUGAAUGUGAUUUUCAGUGUCUUUUUUUUUCUUCCUAAAAAAGAAACAGAAAAUUUGCUUUUAGUCAGUUACAGUGAUUCUUAAUUGGGAGGGUAGGCGUUUGUGUGAGGGUCAAUUGGGUGAGUUCUUCAUUUCUUGUGACAAUUUUGUUUUAGUUUUGGAGUUUGGAGAUUGUGUUUGGUGUUGGUGGAUUAUUAUUUGAUUAUAAAUCCUCUUUCUUCCAUUUUUGUUGGGACUAGUUUCGGUUACUUUGUGUUUUUCUUGAUAAUGGAAAGGGGCAUGAAAAGUUAAGGGGAGAAGAACACUAGAAAGAGUUCUUUCAAAUUAUCCAUCCAUUCCUUCAUUCAUCUCUACUUGAUAACUUUCAUUUUCAGGCUUCAAACUUUUUAGGUUUUAACCACUUAUUGUCCUUGAAUUCUUGUUCCUAUGAGGAAAAAAUGGUGUAUUCUUUCAUUUUUACCAGCUUUCUUUCAAUUUUUCAUGCUACAAGGUUAGCUUUUGCAACCAUCAAUUCUUUGCAAGCUGAACCCAUCAAUCCUUUCUUUCUAUGUACACAUGACUUUACACUGAUUUUAAAUUAGGGGGUGAAUUUUGGUGUGGAUUUCUCCUUGCUCUUUAAUUUUUGCUGAUAUGGAGGAACAUAAAUCUGUUAUCUCCACCUGGGAACAAGAUCAACAUGUGGUUGCUGCUGCUCAGCACAUUUUGAAGGCACUAGCAACAAGUAAGAGUGUAUCUGAUGACUUGAGAAAAACCCUUUUGGAUCUUGAGACCCAGUUGUCUGCAAUUUCCACAGUCAAUGAGGAAACAGGAAGUGGCAUCAAGCAAUUAGAGAGACAGCUUAAGUGUGCUGAAGACAAGAUAAUGAGGUUGGAGGCAAACCCUUCUUCCAUGACAUGGGACUCUAGCCCCAAUGAGUCUUCUGAGUGUUUGAAAGUUGUUGGUGAAAUCCAAGCACUGACUCAGAGUUUGGAAAGCUUUUCUGUGGAUGAAAACUGGAAGCAGAAGGAACUUCUUGAGAGGGCUAAUUCAAUUCUGCAGGUUGCUAUGUCAAGGCUUGAGCAAGAGUUGGUCCACAUUCUUGGUCAACAUAAGCAAUACUUUGAGCCUGAGUACAUGUCUUUCCAUUCUAAUAGAGUGGAUAUGGUGUAUGAUGAAUUGUUUCAAUCAGUUGAGGAUGAACCAAUCGAUGAGACCCCGCAGAGUAGCAGCCAAUCCGAGGCCAGCACCAUUGAUCUGGUGAAUCCAGCAGUGAUUCAAAAUCUCAAGAGCAUUGCAAAUGCCAUGUUUGGCUCAAAAUACCAUCAGGAAUUCUGUCAGGUGUUCGUUACUUCCAGGAGGGAUGCUUUGGCUGAGUAUUUUGUCAUUCUUGAGAUGGAAAAAUUGUGCAUUGAGGAUGUGCUGAAAUUGGAUUGGCAUUGCCUGAACCGUGAGAUGAAGAAAUGGAUUCGAGCCAUGAAGAUCAUUGUUCGUGUGUAUCUUGUCAGUGAAAAGCGAUUAUGUAAGCAAAUCCUUGGAGACUUUGGAUCCUUUUACCAAUGUUGCUUUUCUGAAAUUUCUCAGAGUUUUAUGCUACACCUGUUGAAUUUUGGUGAGGCAGUGGCAAUGGGAACACACACACCAGAAAAAUUGUUUCGUUUACUUGACAUGUAUGAGGUUUUGGAGCUUCUUGCCGUGGAUGUAGACAUUUUGUUCUUUGAAGAAAUUGGUUCUUUUGUUAGGGGAGAGUUUCACAAGCUUCUAAGGAGAUUGGGUGAAACUGUCAAGUCUACAUUUCUGGCAUUCAGAAGUGCUGUUGCAACUAACCCUUCAAAGACCCCUUUGCCUCAAGGGGGAGUUCACCAUGCUACCAAGUAUGUCAUGAAUUACAUCAUGACACUAGCUGAAUAUGGUGACACCCUUAAUCUCCUUCUUGUUGAUGAAAGUUCAACCGAUCCUGCAGGCAACAAACAUGACACCCCAUCUCUCUCAUUGUGUCCAAUGGCUUGCCAAUUUCGCUCAAUCACCACAGCUCUAGAAUCCAACUUGGUCAACAAGUCCAAGUUAUACAAAGAUGUGGCUUUGCAACACUUUUUCAUGAUGAACAACAUUUAUUACAUGGUGCAAAAGGUCAAGUGCUCUGACCUGAGCCACUUCUUUGGAGACUGCUGGCUCCGCCAGCACACCGCCAAGUAUCAGCGCCAGGCAAGGUGCUAUGAAGGGGUCACUUGGGGCUCAGUACUUUCCAUGCUCAUGCAUGAUGGUGUGUCAAGUUGUGCUUCUCAGAGAACCUUGAAGAAAAGGUGCAAAGGGUUCAACACUGCCUUUGCUGAAGUAUACAAGACCCAAACAGGGUGGUGCAUAGCAGAACCUCAACUUCGUGAGGAUCUACAAAUUUCAGUGUCUCAGAUGGUGGUUCCUGCAUACAGCACAUACAUUGGGAGAAACUCAUCCAACAUUGCUGACAAGUAUAUCAAGUACACUGUUGAUGAUCUACAAAGUUAUAUUUUGGACCUCUUCCAAGGGUCACCAAAAUCUUUGCACUAUUCUCAUCACAGAAAGUGAAGGGUCUUGAGUUUCAUUUUUCAGAGAUCAUUGAUUCAUUGUAUAUAUUGCGUGUAAUUUGGCAAAAUGACAUCACAGUCUUAGUUUAGCUUAGGGAGGCAGUUACGUUUGUUUUCCAUUGACAUCAAAUAAAUUAAUAUGGUCUUACCUGUU